UUGACACAUUCAUGACAUAAAUUGCAUGUUACUUGCUUAUGAGUUAUGAACUUAUCAGAUAAAGCAUAGUCAUACUCAAUAGUCAAAACUCAAAAUUAGUGUAGGGAAGACUCUUGUUCAUAGGAUAUGGAUGAAAGAGAAAUUUUGAGGGAAACUUUGCUAUCUCAAGAACAAGAUUUUCCUUCUUCUUUGAUCACUUAUUUAUACUUUGGUCACUUUUUAGCUAGAUGGGGUUCCAGAAUGUGGGAAUUUUCUGUUGGUUUAUAUAUGAUCAGUAUUUGGCCAGACUCACUGCUCUAUGCAGCAAUAUAUGGUGCUGUUGAAUCUGCUUCCAUUGCAUUGUUUGGUCCCAUAAUUGGAACAUGGGUUGAUAAGUUGACUUACCAAAAGGUUUUGAAAUUGUGGUUGGUGACACAAAAUCUGUCUUUUAUUAUUGCUGGUGCCACUGUUGUUACCUUACUAGUCUACUCAUCUUUGAAGUUUACAAAUUUCCCAGUUUUCUUAUUACUUGUAGUCAUAAUCAAUAUCUGUGGUGGCAUUGGAGUGCUUUCAACUCUUGCUGGUACUAUCUUGAUAGAAAGAGAAUGGUUGUUAGUUAUAUCCGAAGGUCAACCUUCCGAACUGCUGACAAAGAUGAAUUCAGUUACGAGACGGAUUGAUCUAACCUGCAAACUCCUCGCACCUGUCUUAACUGGUUUUAUAAUAAGCUUUGUAUCCCUUAAAGCAUCUGCUAUAACACUGGCACUUUGGAAUGGUGUUUCUGUUUGGGUGGAGUAUUGGCUUUUUACAUCUGUGUAUAGUGGAAUUCCUGCUUUGCGUCGAAGUGGCCAGAGGAGAAUGGAAAGGCUUUCAUCACAAAGUGAUCUAGAAAGGAACAAUUUAACUGCUGAGAGUGAUAGUUUGCUUCAUGAUAAUGGUGAUAUCUCAGAAUUGGUGGAUGGAAAAAGCAGGAAAACAAUUUCUGAGUGGAUUUCAAAAAUCUCUUAUGUUGAUGCUUGGAGAGUUUAUUUGCAGCAAGAAGUUGUGCUUCCUGGACUAGCUCUGGCUUUGCUAUUUUUCACUGUACUCAGCUUUGGAACUUUGAUGACAGCUACUUUAGAAUGGGAAGGUAUACCUGCAUAUGUUAUUGGAAUAGCACGAGGAAUAAGCGCUGCAAUCGGAAUAGCUGCAACAGUUUUAUAUCCUGUUCUAGAGUAUCAUAUGUCAGCUAUUAGAACUGGACUUUGGUCUAUCUGGUCUCAGUGGACUUGCCUUCUACCUUGUCUAGCUGCAAUAUGGAUCUAUAAUGGCAUUUUAUCCUCGUAUAUUUUGAUGGGGAGCGUUGCAAUAUCUCGGCUUGGACUGUGGAUGUUUGACUUGUCUGUACUUCAACAAAUGCAGAACCUUGUUCCUGAAUCGGAUCGUUUGAUUGUUGGAGGUGUUCAGAGUUCACUUCAGUCCUUUAUGGAUUUAUUGGCCUAUGUUAUGGGAAUCAUAAUAUCUGAUCCACAGGAGUUCUGGAAGUUAAGUUUAUUAUCAUUUCUGGCAGUCACAUUAGCUGCAUUCCUCUACUGCAUCCAUGUGUUCCGCGUGCGGAAGCAUAUUUUUCACUUUGACAAACUAUGGUGUCGUAAUUCUUCUACAUGAUCGUCGUAAGUUGUGGGGCGAACCAAGGUAAGUUGAGACCUAAAUCUCAGCGAGGCCUCAGAGUGAACAAAUCAUAAAGAGAGGUUGCUUGUGCAAUUUUUGUUGGACUUCAGAGUGAAUGUGAAAUCAUGAAAUUAGUAGGCUAGAGGCCGAGUAUGUUUGGCCGAGGUCCUAAAGUAAGGGCUUGAGAGAAACUUUACUCACCCCACCAUUCUAAAUAAGUGCAUUGGAUUCCGGAAAUACACAUCCAUACAAAGAAAUAAUCGUGUUUUGUUCAAAAAUACGCAUCUGGACGGCACAAAAACUGUGUUUUAUCUGGAUAUUUACUUUCGAAGUGCUUUUGAGGGCGGGAAAGUUCGUCCACUUAUGCUAGGUGCUAGGGUUGACCCUGUUGAAUAUUGUGAAGCCUAAUUCUUGUAAUCACCUUUCAUAUCAUUUGGAGGAAUUAAUGGUAAUGGAAUAAGAGUCUUUAGUGUGUUGGAUUGAAUCUUGCUAUUUAGACUUAAUUAAGAGUUAAGACCAUCCUAGAUUCAUAACACAAUUUAUGUUUUAAAAUUUGAGGAUGACUUUGAGGGUUUAUUAUCUUCUUUAUGUUA
Messenger RNA from Medicago truncatula (barrel medic), 2222 nucleotides. RefSeq names its product solute carrier family 40 member 2. The record is from RefSeq and is a predicted model, not a curated record. Gene Ontology annotation, cellular component: membrane. Gene Ontology annotation, molecular function: iron ion transmembrane transporter activity. Lineage: Eukaryota; Viridiplantae; Streptophyta; Magnoliopsida; Fabales; Fabaceae. The transcript has 8 exons. Bases 127 to 1626 code for a protein of 499 amino acids. Gene Ontology annotation, biological process: iron ion transmembrane transport.